AUGAGCGCGCUCGCAGAUGAACUUCUUGCCGACCUUGAGGGACUCUCUGAGGGAGAGGGAGAGGAAGAGGAAGAGGAGGUUGAGGCGAAGCCGGGAUCCUCCACUGGCGUCAAACGCAAAGCGCGGGAGGACGAGGAGAUGUCUGACGGUGACGGUGACGGUGAGGCGGAAAGUGAGGGUGAGGGUGACCAAGGAGAUAAAACGGUCGGCUCCUUGGUUCUUGAGGGAGGUAUCAAACCUUCGGAGGAGUUGGACGCGGAGGAAGUACAGCGUAUGGAUCUCGGAGGUGUGGAGGAUGUGCGGAAAGUGGCCAAACUGGAUGGGAGCAAGCGGAUGAACGACACACUGAAGGAAAUCGAAAAAUACCAAGCAAACCCCAGCACAGCAGAACAGAUGUCUAUGCCCGCUCAUUCCAAUCCCGAGUACACUCUCAUCGUUCAGGCCAACAACUUAUCCGUGGAUGUAGACAACGAGAUUUUAGUUGUGCAUAAGUUCAUUCGUGAUCACUACGCCCCCAAAUUUCCCGAACUAGAUCAAUUGGUUGUCGAUCCAGCCAUGUACAUUCGCUCUGUCCGGGCAUUAGCCAAUCACGAGGAUCCAACGAAAGUUGAUUUGGCAGGAAUUUUACCCCCAGCAAUUAUCAUGAGCGUUCUAGUUACUGCCACUACCACAUCCGGUCAACCUCUCUCAGACGCGGAAUGGAAGACAGUCCAGCACGCUUGUGACCUAGCUGAUCGUUUGGAGGAAGCGCGGAAAAAGAUCUUCAUGUACGUUAGCUCACGUAUGAAUGUCCUUGCUCCCAAUCUAUCCGCUAUUGUUGGUACAACUACAGCUGCCAAGCUCCUUGGAGUCGCAGGAGGACUCAAUGGUAUAGCCAAGAUGCCGGCAUGUAACGUCUACCUACUGGGUGCGCAAAGAAAAAUAGCGGCCGGCUUCUCAUCCGUCACUCAGCGUCGCCACUCUGGCUUUGUCUUCCAGUCUGAACUUAUCCAACAAACUCCACCUGAGUACCGACUUAAAGUUCAGCGAACCGUGGGCGCCAAAUGCACCCUCGCAGCUAGAAUGGAUCUGGAGAGGAAUCGGAGAGAUGGGUCCUAUGGCGAGGAGCUUCGAGAGAAGAUAGAGAAGCACAUUGACCGUCUCGCCGCUCCGCCACCGAGCAAAAUCGUUAAGGCAUUACCGAUCCCAAACGACGGACCGAAGAAACGUCGUGGUGGGAAACGUGCGAGGAAGGCCAAGGAAGCGUAUGCGCAGACGGAGCUUCGAAAGCUUCAGAACCGCAUGGCAUUCGGUGAGGCGGAGGAAGAGAUAGGUGCAUUUGACCAAACGAAGGGACUCGGCAUGAUAGGUAGCGGGAAGGUCAGGGCUGGAGCGGGUGAGGCGAAGAGUCGUGCCAAAAUGUCGAAGGCGAACAAGCUCCGCACGGCUGCACUGACGAGAGCUGCUCAAGCCGGUGGUACGCAGACGUCCGGCACAGCAACGUCACUGACUGUCACACCUGUGCAAGGAUUCGAACUGACCAAUCGUGCUGCUGCUGCUCAGCGAGUGAAGGAGGCAAAUGAGCGCUGGUUUGCGGGUGGUACUUUCUCGUUUGUUGGUCAGAAGGGUACAUAG
Molecule: messenger RNA, 1614 nt
Organism: Sparassis crispa
Lineage: Eukaryota; Fungi; Basidiomycota; Agaricomycetes; Polyporales; Sparassidaceae
Product: Pre-mRNA-processing factor 31
Exons: 10
Coding region: 1-1614 (537 amino acids)
Biological process (GO): spliceosomal tri-snRNP complex assembly; mRNA splicing, via spliceosome
Cellular component (GO): precatalytic spliceosome; U4/U6 x U5 tri-snRNP complex; U4 snRNP
Source: RefSeq, a predicted model, not a curated record